Pecten maximus is the source of this 29679-nucleotide messenger RNA. RefSeq lists its product as uncharacterized. The record is from RefSeq and is a predicted model, not a curated record. Lineage: Eukaryota; Metazoa; Mollusca; Bivalvia; Pectinida; Pectinidae. Gene Ontology annotation, cellular component: plasma membrane. Gene Ontology annotation, biological process: homophilic cell-cell adhesion. Gene Ontology annotation, molecular function: calcium ion binding. Bases 189 to 28427 code for a protein of 9412 amino acids. The transcript has 179 exons.
GUACUCAAGGUGUGGUGGUGAUUCCGCGAGGUUGCAACCACGGGUACGGACCAUCGAAGUGGCCUGAAGUGCAUCAGAGGCCAAAACAGACCUGCAAUAAUAUUCAGCAGUCGGGAUCGGACAUAUAUUUUUUCGGAUAUUUGAUUAUUUAAUAACAAAAGAGAAAGAUAGUGGCAUUGUCCACAACCAUGGCUGUCCCUGGCCGCAUAGAUUCACUGGGACUCCUUGUCACCGCCCUAGUGAUGACUAGCUAUGUAGCUGCUCAAAAUCCUUGUGACUUGACAACUGGUUCAACUUCCAGUUCCAACCCUACAAUAAGAUUGGCAUUUAAGGAGGCCACUGCAAGUGAUCUGACCAACACAGCGGAGUAUACAGCAUUUAGUACAGUUUUCGGGACCAUAAAUACUGGAAAUAAUGAGAUCGAUCUGACCAUUAUUGAUGUGGAACCUUCCAAUCCCAAUGACCCUAAAGGAACCACCCACUUCCAGCUGGUACAGCAGGCGUUACCGUCUUCAAUCAAUGGCGAGAGUCAGGGUGUAUACAUCCGACUUUUUGCCCCAAUCAACAGAGAUGGUGAUGAAGCCAUUAUCUCUGAUGAUAUAGAUGUGGUGGAAUUUAAGCUUCGUUGCCAAGAUGUCAACAUUCCAGCGGUAAGCAUCACUUACAAUGUACUGGUGACGAUCAAUGACAUCAAUGACAAUACACCUGAAUUCGAGGACACACCUUAUCAGACCGUUGUAGACGAGUUGGCAGUUGUGGGUACGACAAUAUUCCAAAACAUCUAUGCUACUGACAAAGAUUAUGGAAAUAACCGAAAGGUUGUUUAUGAUAUUGUACCGGGGGUUGGUUCAGACAAAUUCAUCCUGGACUCCAACUUUGUGAAGAUUUCCAGCCCAUUAGACUAUGAAUCAUUGGGCACUAACAAAUUUUAUGAGCUUUUGAUCACAGCUGCCGAUAGUGCAGCUGCAGGAUUGCAAAGAACAGCAACAACGACCUUGACCGUCACUAUCCAGGAUGCUGAUGACCUCAGUCCAGUGUUUGUGUAUCCGGGCUGUACCACAUUCAAUAACUUUUGUGUAUUCCCUCAAUACACUGCCUCCAUUAUAUCGGGAACCACUGCUACUCUAGCGAUAUAUGGACUGGGAGAUACUACUACUCCAGUUGAUAUCCAAGCACGGGACAGGGACUCCCUCAACUAUCUUGUCCAAUUUUCGAUCUUGGAAACAUUUCCUCCUAAUAGAGCUUCAAGUUUUACACUGUCACCAUUACCAACCAGCAAUAAUGUGUACUCCACGAGCAUCACCGUCACUACUCCUCUGAACAUACAAAACGAACCCAGUAUCACAGUGUUUAUCCUGGCACAAGAAUUUGGUGCUUCAGGAAAUAAUCGCUCCAGUGAGGCCGCUGUGGACAUAACUGUAAAUCCUGCUAAUCAAUUUGGACCAGUUGUGUCAGUGCCAUUUGAUGGUUACGUCGCUGAAAACUCGCCUAUAAAUACUGUUACAUUAAAUCAGGCUGGAACACAACUGUUACGCCUGAUUGUCAGCGACCCGGAUUUGCCAAAUCCUGAUGAUGGUACAUAUAGUUAUGCUGUGAGUGGAACCAGCAGUCUUGGAGUGACAGCAGAUGGAUACGUUGUGGUGGCAGGGGCCCUAGACUACGAAGCCAUACCUUCCCCAAAGUCGAUCGUCUUCACGGUCACGGUAACAGAGACCCACACAGCUCAGCCCAAGUCUACUGCUGUUUCUGUGACCGUCUUUGUUACGGAUGUGAAUGACUUGACUCCAGAUUUUGUGGGAUCUGGUUAUGCUGAUUCAGUUGUUGCUGGAGACUAUUCAUCAUCUCCUUCAAGUCUUAUUGUUAUCACAGCUACAGAUGGUGACACGGGGGAUUUCGGACAGGUGCGAUACUCUAUUGUAUCUGGCGAUCCACUCAAUAAAUUUGCAAUUAAUUCUGUGAGUGGCCUGUUAUCUGUGGCUGGGACAGUUUCAAAGGAUGAGAUUUAUGUUUUGGAGGUAGAAGCAAGUGACUCGCCCAACACCCCCAGUGUCAGACGAUCUGCAGUUACAGCUGUGACAAUCACUGUUACACCAUCCGGUACGGAGGCCCCUGUUAUACCUGCCAAUUCCUACAGUAUUUCUGUCAGUGAGGGUGUUGAAGUGGAUUCCUCUGUAUUCACCGUUCCGGCGUCAGACCCUGAAGGUGAAUCUUUGAACUUUGCCAUUAUUUCCGGAAAUAAUCCAGUGCAUUUUGCAAUUGAUUCCACUGGGAAGCUGAGUAAUGUGGUAAAACUGGAUCGCGAGACACGUAGCUCCUACACUCUGGGCGUUGUUGUAACCGACCCAACAUCACUGACUGACACUGCUACAAUCAACAUUGCUGUGACAGACAUCAAUGACUUUGUGCCAUCUUUCUCUCCAUCUGCUUAUACCUUCACAGUUACUGAAGGCCAAGCUGCCGCCAAUGUUGGCACAGUCACGGCAUUUGACAAUGAUGAAGGAGUUAAUGGCCAAUUGGAUUAUUCAAUUUCCUCCAUUUCUACUGGCUCACUAUUUUCAGUGAGUUCUACAGGUGUGAUAACGACCGCUCAAGCCUUGGAUUACGAAUCACAAACUCAACAUAUUAUCCUUGUUCUGGCCACUGAUAGAGGCAUUCCUCAGCACACAGGGACUGCCACGGUCACUAUCAACGUCCUGGAUGUUCAGGAUAAUGUUCCACGAUUUGUUGAAGCAAGUUAUACUAUUGGUGUAAAUGAAAACCUACCAUCUGGCACAAAUGUCAUCAGUGUGCAGGCACUUGAUGUAGAUACUGUUGAUGCCAUUACUUACAAGUUUUCUAGUGGCAGUUUCGGUCCUUUUUCAAUUGAUUCCUCAUCCGGACUGAUAACUCUCAACACACCAUUGAAUUUCGAAGCAAUACCACUUUAUGUGUUCACUGUGACAACCGCUGAAGGCGAGUUGAGUAUACUACCAUCAGUUUCCACCACGGUCACAGUGUCUGUCAUCGACAUGAAUGAUGCCACCCCAGUCUUGUCUGUGUCUCCCUCAUCAAGGACUGUACAAGAGAAUGUGGCUGUCGGUACUUUCACCUUAUUUGAUGUUGAUGCAACUGAUGCUGAUCCCAUUAACACUGAAAACAACAGAGUGACUUUUUCUAUCACCGGUGUCACCUCAAAUGCUCUGUCCAACCCCAACAGUGGGGACAAUCUCUUCGUCAUCAGCUCGGAUACUGGAGUUAUUUCCCUUGCUCAGCCCCUGACAGAUGACAGCACUAGGGCUACUAUCUACACAAUAAAUGUGGAAGGUCGUGAUCAUGGAAUCCCUCCCAGAAGUGGUUUUGCAACAUUAACUCUGACAGUUAUCAGGAACAAUAACCCGGUGUUCAAUCCUUCAUCCAAAACAGAAACCGUCAACAGUAAUGCAGCUUUCCCCAAUGUACUGUUUACAUAUGCUGCCACUGAUAAUGAUGCGGGUGUCUUUGGAACUCUGACAUACUCACUGAUUGUUGACGGACAACUGCCAUCACAUUUUCAAGUUGGUGCCACCGACGGCACUAUCACCCUUACCAACUCUCUGCAGACUGAUGAUGCUGACACCUACUAUCUUCGAGUGGUGGCUACGGAUGGGGGUGGUCUUGUUGCCACUGGUACAGUCACAGUCAGUGUAACACGGAAUUUGUUUGAUCCAAAUUUUCUUGGUGUUGGACCAUUUAAUUAUGCUACAACAGUACUUGAGAAUGCCCCCCUGCUGCAGUCUGUGUUUCAAGUGAACGGUAUUGAUGCUGAUCAACAGUCGCCGUACAACCUAGUUAGCUAUAGCAUCGUUGGUGAUACUCUGGCACAGCAGUACUUCAUUAUCACAGGCACUGGAGAACUACAGCUGAAACGCUCCCCGGCUGACAAUCAGGCUAUCGCAACCUUCGCAGUAACAGUUGGCCUUCAGGAUCAAGGAGUACCACCGAGAACUGCUUCAACUAACGCAGUAGUCAGUGUUACGGUGAUCAGGAACACAGAACCUCCCAUUUUCUUCUCCACCUCCUACACCAGGAGCAUCAAUGAGAAUGUUCCUAGUGGAACUAACAUUGUCAAAGUCGCAGCCUCAGAUGCUAACACACAGACUGAGUUCAAUACCAUCACUUACUCCUUAUUUGAUUCUUCAAGUCUGUUUACCAUCGCCUCUGAUGGCCAGAUCAAUACAGCUGGGGAUUUGGCCACCCCCACACAGGAUCUGUACACAUUAGUGGUAGUUGCCAGCGACAAUGGUGAUCCAGCCCGUCAAGCCACUGCAUAUGUCUAUGUUACAAUCCUCCGUAACUUCUUUAACCCACAAUGGACAUUGACAAACUACAACGAUCAAAUCCUGGAAACUCAGAUCCCGGGUACGAGCUUGACUGGAGUAAAUCUGCUGGGAGGUAUUGGAGACAGCGAUACCAAAGCUCCUGGUAACACAAUCAACUUUAAGAUGAACACUGUGAUGACCCCUACGAAAUCUCAGCAGUACUUCCAAGUUGCUAGUGCAGGGGAGAUCUCUGUCAAGCAAGAUCUUCGCACAGAUACAGAUAAUUUGUAUCUGCUUUAUGUUGAUGCAUAUGAUUUGGGAUCACCAUCCAGAGCAAGUACACUGACUGCAACCGUUACUAUAGCAGUUGUCCGCAAUUUAGCUCCGUCAUUUACAAAUGCUGGGUUUACACAAACCGUCAGGUCUGAUACUGUUCAAGGAUCAACUGUUUUUACACUCACAGCUCAGGAUCCAAAUAUUGGUGUACCCGAAUUUAACCAACUAACCUUUGACUUGUUGGGAAUUGAUACAGCCUUGACCUACUUCAAUAUAGUUCCAGCUACAGCAAAUACAGCAAAUAUUGUCACUCGUUCCUCUUUGCAAGCUGUGACAGAGGAUGAUUUCCAGCUUUUGGUGCGCGUGAGUGACAACGGAUCACCAUCUCUCAGCAGCCAACAGGUUGUCACGUUAAAUAUGCUGAAGAAUCUUAAUGCACCUGAGUUCAUUGAACUGCUUUACAACCAAACAAUCCUGGAAACUCAGUCAGUAGGCUCCAACAUUGGGGUACAGGUCCGUGGCCGGGACAUAGACACCUUGCAACCGCAUAAUGUUGUUUCGUAUGAGGCACUUGGAGAGGCAUCAACCCUGACCUACUUUGCUAUAAAUAGUAUCGAUGGUCAAAUCUCUAUCAUCAGACCACUAACCCUUGAGAACACCCAAAAGAAUUAUGUCAUGCGUGUGAUUUUGCGUGAUUCUUCGUUGAUAUCACAACAAACAGGAACGGUUUCAAUCACAGUCCGGCGAAAUGAUUUAGAUCCAGUUUUUACAAACCUACCAUCUGUACAGUCUGUUGCAAGGACUGCCCUAGCUGGUUCUAAUGUGUUUAAUGCUUCCGCUACAGAUAGCGAUUUAUAUUCUCCUUUCAAUAUUGUCCGAUAUGGAAUUGUGUCAGGUAACACAGGGAAUGUGUUCACCAUUAACAGUAAUACUGGAGAAAUCACCCUCUCCCAGUCUCUACAGAGUCUCACGGUGGCUUCCUACACUCUGUCAGUCAUAGCGUUUGACCAGGGAGUGCCUAGCCGGGUAGCUUACAGUACCUUGACACUGAACGUUGACAGGAAUCUAAAUACGCCAAUAAUUGUUACACCUGGAGUUGGUGCAUUGUACCAGGCGACGGCUGCCAUUGUGGAGACCAUAGGAUUUGAGACACUAGUGUAUGAUGUAGAUGCCAUUGACAGCGAUAACACGAGUCCCUAUAAUUCUGUGACCUAUACAAUUACGGGAACAGGUAAAGGUCCGGAAUAUUUUGCUAUCAACCCUGACAAUGGAGAGAUACGUAUUAAAGCUUCACUGCUGCAGGACUCCGCCAGAGACACAACCUAUACUGUUCUUGUGAGUGUUCAGGAUGGGGGCAGCCCACCCAAGGUUGGCGGCAAUACAGCGACCAUUACUAUCAACGUCAACAGAAAUGACUUUUAUCCCCAAUGGCAAAACUUACCGUAUGAUCAAAUCGUUCAGGAAAAUGCUGGAGUCAAUGAUCUGGUGUACACUGUACAGGCAUUAGAUGCUGAUAGCUUUUACAAUGCCGUACGCUAUGAAGUGAUUGGUUUUGGAAGUGCACCUGUUUACUUUGCAGUGGAUGAAGUGACAGGUGUGGUGACAGUCAAUUCUCCACUUUCAGGUAGUGCAGAAGAGGUGUUCUAUGUUCGUGUGAGGGCUUAUGAUAAUGGAAGUCCUUCCAAAGAAAACACUACAACUUUAACCUUAUCCAUUGAGCGCAACUUAUUUGCUCCAACUAUGACACAGUCAAGCAUCACUGAACGUAUCCCAGCGACACAAGCUUUAGGUGUUCCCAUUGUAACGGUACCAGCUCAGGAUCUGGACAAUCAGGCUCCUAACAAUGUAAUCCGAUACAACAUGACUGCCUCAGCUGCAACACGAGAAUUCUUUGAUAUUGAUGUUGUGAACGGAUACAUUUUUGUUAAGAAGUCCCUUGUACUGGAUUCAACAGAGACUCAGCAAUUUACGAUGAGCGUUUCUGUUUAUGACAUGGGAACAGUCUCAAAAACAUCACCAACUUUCACCACUGUUAUCAUCAACGUGUACAGAAACAGGAACACCCCAUUCUUUGGUUCAACGAAUUACGCUGUGACCAUUUCGGAGAGUCGCACUGUCAAUGACAAUAUUCUUCCCAUCGCUUUUGGAGACAGUGAUACAGAUGCUCCGUUCAACACUGUGACCUUGGCUGUCAUUGGAGAUGACCUUGCCCCCACCUAUUUCGACAUUGUCUCUACAGGUUCCAGUUCAGCUAAUGUUGUUGUAAAACAGAACCUGCGGCUGGAUACUAAUACUAUGUAUAAUUUACGUGUUGAAGCGAAAGACGGCGGCUCUCCUGCUUUAUCGGCCACUACCAUCAUAGCUAUCACAGUCACCAGGAACUUGUUUGCUCCAGUCUUCAGUCCAACAUCAUAUACUGAAACCAUUCUGGAAACUCAAUCCAUCGGUACAGAUUUCAUCUUCGUGAAUGCAACAGAUGCAGACAUUCGUGCCCCUCACAAUACUGUAAGGUACUUCAUGAGCCAGGCAGCUGGCAGUGCUCUCGGACGGGAAUACUUCAUGGUGGACAGUGUCACUGGUGGCAUUGCUCUAAGAAAGUCUGUUACAUUAGACACAGGCUUGUUGACUCAGUACACGUUCCAAGUGACCGCCAAUGACCUUGGUACUCCUACCUCCCUGCCUGCCAGUACCCCAGCCACUGUUGUGGUACAGGUCAACCGGAACCUCAACCCACCUAUCAUCACCAACACCGUGGUUACGCGUGAAAUCUUUCAAAAUGCGUCGAUCAGUUCACAGGUGUUUGAUGUCGAGGCAACAGAUGCAGAUACAGUGGCACCAUUCAACACUUUAACUUUUGACCUUACUGGCGAUGAUAAUGGUCCUGUAUUCUUCAAUAUAGAUCCAUCAACAGGGAUUAUUACAUUAAGGAAUUCCCUGUUACUGUUGCCCACUUCAGAAUACCAGUUGCGAGUGCGCGUGCGGGAUGGUGGUAGCCCAAGGAAGGAGGCUGUGAGGCUUUUCACAGUAACUAUCAAGCGAAACUUCGAUAGGCCAGUCUUCAAUUCGUUGUCCUAUGCCCAGGUCAUCCUAGAGAGCCAAGCAGUCGAUACCUCUGUCAUCAAUAUCCAGGCUUCUGACUCAGAUUUUUCAGCUCCCUAUAACACUGUCAGAUACUACUUUACCACUGCCCCCGAGCGAUUCCUUCUCAACUCACAGACAGGAUUGGUGACAGUCAGACGUUCUCUUCUUGGGGAAUCACAGAAUACCUUCCUUUACUCUGUUUUCGCCCAAGAUAUGGCCGAGCCUCCAUUGAGCUCCAUAAAUGUACCACUCAACAUAACUAUCAUCAGGAAUGACCAUUCACCAGUUUUCACCAAUUUACCUGACGCAUCUAUCCGUGUAGAUGCUGACAUCAACUCACCAGCCACCAUCUUUACAGUAGCUGCCACAGAUGCUGAUACCUUCGCACCGUUCAACACAAUAACUUACAGCAUCAUUGGAGAUGACCGUGCACCAGGACUGUUCAAUGUUAAUCCUACUGGAGGGCAGGUCACACUGUUUGGUGAUCUGUCCACCUUCCCAGAGGAGUACCUUAAGAUUCGUUUGGUGGCAAGUGAUGGGGGCUCUCCUCCGAAGACAGACACCGAAAUCCUGUAUGUUAAUAUCACACGUAACCUUGGGGCACCAUUCUUCGCUAUCACUGGCUAUAGUGCAGAGAUCUUGGAGACGGAACCUCUAGCUAACAGUAUCCAGCAAGUGGUGGCUUCUGAUACUGAUACUGUGCCUCCAAACAACAAUAUCCGGUACUCUGUGGUGGGCAAUACUAAAGGACUCGAAUACUUCAUGGUGGAUGAGAGCUCCGGCAUUAUUUACUUGAAAAAAGAUCUUCGGGCAGACACAGAUAAAGAUACCACUUAUACUGUCAUCGUAACUGCAGCUGAUCUUGGAAUGCCAUCAAAAGCAGCCACUAACAGUGCCACGGUGACAGUGACGGUACACCGCAAUCUUAAUGCACCGACAUUCAGCAAUCCAAACUACAUCGUCAAUGUUAACAGGAAUGCUGUCGAUAACCAGAACCUCGGCAGUAUUUUCGUGACUGACACCGAUACCAGGGCUCCAUUUAAUACAGUCAGUGUGAAUACUAUAGGCGAUGGCAUUGCCACCUCGCUUUUCAAUCUCGAUGGCAAUACCAUUAGAGUGACUUCAGCAGCUAACCUGCAGGCAGACUCUGGAGAAACCUACCAGUUGAGAUUGCACGCUGAAGAUGGCGGCAGCCCUCCACUUACUUCCACAGCCUUGGUUACUGUCAACAUGGUCCGAAACCUGGAAAGUCCAAGAUUUGAUUUUCCUUCAUACAAUGUCUCCAUUUUGGAAACGACAGGAACUGGUGUAGUCCUUUUCACAGUGUCAGCCACAGAUGCUGACCCACCAAAUGCCAACAACAGGAUUGAGUUUGAAAUAACAGGAGAUGCCACAGCAACACAGUACUUCUUUGUUAAUCCCACCAAUGGUGAAGUCAGCCUGUUACAAAGCAUUGUGGGAACUGGUGUCAGUCCAUUUAGGUUGACCAUCACCGCCAAUGACAAUGGCAAUCCACCCCUCAGUACGUCUGUAUUGGGCACUGUUUAUGUACAAGUGGACCCCACUCUGCAGUUUUCUGCUCCUAGCUAUACAAGAACUCUUUCAGAGAAUGCACCUCUCGGAUUGACUGUACAGACAGUCAUAGCCAACCCAGGGCCUGGUGUUGUGUAUUCCAUUGUUGGACUAAGUGAUGCCCCAGACUUCUUUGAAAUAGAUUCUGCCACUGGAAUAAUAACUUUAAAACAGGUCUUGACAAAUGAUGUCAUAAAACGGCAGCAAUUCACGGUGAGAGUAAUGGCAACCAAGACCUUUCCUAAUGGACAGCAGACAGCUACAGCUGAUGUUUUCGUUACGAUUACCAGGAAUGAGAACCCUCCCAUAUUUAACCAGUCCCUGUAUAUCGCCGACGUUGGUGACCAGAGUCAACUGGGGUCUGUACUUGUACAGCUCUACGCUACUGACCAGGAUACUCAGGAUGUAUUGUUGUAUAGCAUGAUGAACCCAUCAACAGCAAUAACGGAUUUGUUUUACUUGGGACCAGCUACAGGAACCAUCAGUCUAAAGUCACUGCUCACCACCAACAACUUACCUGUAUUCCAGUUUGAUGUUCGUGUCAGUGAUCAGUCAAACCCAGAGAAAACUGAUGAUGCUUCUGUGAGAAUUACAGUGACGAGGAACAAUGUGUCACCCCAGUUUGUUAACCCACCCUUCAGCACGGGUAUCAACUAUAACCAGGGCCUUAACUCCGCUUUCUACACAGUACAGGCAACAGAUGCAGACAGAAGGGGUGUCAUGACGUACGCCAUCAAUGGUUACUACUCUGGACCACAGUUCUUCCAAAUUGGAGCCACAUCUGGAAGCAUCAGUCUGAUGUCCAGUAUUGCCCAGGAUACCGCAGGCUCCUACACUCUUGGAUUGAUUGCCUACGAUAGUGUUUACCCUGCCGAUACAGCCACCACAAAUAUCACCAUUUCUAUAAAUCGUAACCCUAACGCUCCUGGCUUCACCCAGGCCAGCUAUGUACGUGAAAUUAGUGAGGAGUAUCCUGUCGGAGUCAGCCUCAUUCAGCUUGCUGCUUCUGAUGCUGACGGGCAUGGCCUAACUUAUGAAAUUACCAACUCCGUCCCGACAAAUGGAAAUGACUUUUUCCUCGUGAAUCCAAAUACCGGUCUGGUGAUAUUGAGGAGACCACUAACUGAGACUGCCAACAACAACUAUCAGCUUAACUUCCGAGUUGUUGAUGAUGGUGUCCCUCAGAAUACAGGCAGUAAUAUUGCUACUGCCUCCAUUACUAUCCUGAGGAAUGUAAACACUCCGUUGUUUGUGGGUAACUACCUGAGAACUGUCAAUGAGAACGCUACAGUAGGAACAAGUAUCGUACAAGUCGCCGCAACAGAUGGAGACACCAAUCCACCAGAAUUCGGCCGUGUCUCUUACUCGUUGAUUGGAGAUAAUAACUUUGAUUCACUGUUCCGUCUCGACUCCACAUCAGGGGAGAUAACUCUAAUUGGUGCCCUUGACCUUGUCAAUGUUCCAUUCUAUCAGGGCCGUGUUGUGGCAAUGGAUGGUGGCUCCCCACCUAAGAGUGCCACUGCAACUGUCCGCGUUGAGAUAAACCGUAACCUCCAUCGCCCUGUGAUUCCAUCACCAACUUACAGUACAGACAUUUCUGAGACCCAUGGAAUUGAUGUGAUUACUGUUCCUGCAACUGAUGCUGAUAAGUUUGCACCAUACAACACCAUCACGUUUGACAUGGCAGAUGUCAGUGGAAACAGUUUGACUUAUUUCCAAAUUGAAGAGAAUAAUGGUGUAAUCAGUGUGCGAACCCCGCUGUACCUGGAUAAUUCAGAUAACCGUGUGUUCAUCAUGAGAGUGACAGCGGUGGACGGUGGAAAUCCUAGUCUGCAGUCAUUGGUCACAGCUACAGUUACCAUUACUGUCAAGCGAAAUGUUAAUCCACCUAUCUGCCAAGGUGAACCCUACACCGCAUCCGUCAGCUACAAGGCUCUGGCAGGGGAAACUGUCUUCGCAAGCGUUAACGCUACUGAUGGAGAUACCGACGUUUCAUACAACACCGUAACCUACAGCAUAAUUGGCGAUAUAACCACACAGACGUUGUUCCAGAUUAACUCCAAUGGUCUGAUCAGUACCAGGGUACCGUUAUCUGCCGCAACUCUCAACGAAUACAAAGUCCAGGUACAGGCAGCUGAUGGAGGAUUCCCACAGUUAUACGACAUUUGUACGGUGACUGUGUCCAUCACCAGGAAUUUGAUUGUUCCCAGAUUUAAUGUAUUUAUUGCAACCAUCACAAUCCUGGAGACACAAACCCUGGGGGAUACCAUAUAUAAUUUCCCAGCCACGGAUACAGAUGAACAGUCCCCAUUCAAUGUGAUGUCCUUUAUUCUGGCUGGAGAUGCUGAUAUCAACACUUACUUCGCUGUCAAUGAACCAGCUGAUGCUCUAUAUGUAAAGCGGUCCCUCGUUGAUCAACCCAAAAACUCGUUUUCUGCUGUCAUCACUGUGACAGAUGGAGGUGGUCUUGUCGGAGCUAAUACCUUGGCUCUCACCAUUAACAUUCUUCGCAAUGACUUUGACCCCUACUUCUUGAAUGAUCCUUACGUGGUGGAUUUACAACAAAGCGUACAGGUUAACGAUCUGUUGUUCACGGUGUCAGGAGCCGACAGCGACUCUAGCAAAGCACCUCUAGCAGGCCCAUACUACCAGCUGACCUUCCUCCUCCUGGGUGAUGAUGAUGCACCAUCUUUCUUCAGCAUUGGAGAGACCAACGGCCAAGUCAGAGUCAAAUCUGUUCUAACAGCGACCACUUCUACUGAGUUCAAUCUACGAAUCCAAGUAUCGGAUCAGGGAUCACCUCCUCGGACCAACACAACCUUGGCAAGAGUUGCUGUACGAAACAACUUCCAACGUCCUCUCUUUAAUGAAACGGCCUACUACCGAAGGAUCAAGGAAACGAAUGUCCUUGGUGUAACCAUAUUGCGUGUCUAUGCACCAGAUUCAGACCUUCUAGCCCCGAACAAUGUGGUUGAGUAUACGAUAACCAAUGGACCAGAGGACCAGGAAUGUUUCUAUAUCAACUCCGUAACUGGUGAUAUUGCCCUUAGUCGCUCCCUCCUCACCGGAAACUGCCAGACCAUCAACAGAUUUGAGAUGACAGUUCAGGCCCGUGACAAAGGGACCCCAUCUUUUGAUAGCAGUGUUCAGGUGACAAUAGAUGUCGAUCGUAACCAGAACCCACCGAUCUUCGACAACUUACCAUUUGCAUUGACUCCUGGAAUCUCUGAGAGUAUAGUUUUAGGUGCAGUUGUUUACGAUGUGAAUGCCACGGAUGCCGACCUUGUUGCUCCGUUCAAUACCAUCACAUACUCUAUGAUUGGAGAUGAUACAGCCACUCAGUAUUUCUCUAUCGAUGCUUCAACUGGUUUUGUCACCUUGAAACAGUCGAUUCUGAACACUGCCAACACUUUCUACAGGUUACGUAUCAUUGCUGAAGAUGGAGGUUCACCAGCUAGGACUGCGCAAAGCACCCUUCUCCUCAAUGUCAGACGUAAUCUAAACAAUCCUGUGUUUGCACCCGUCAACUACGAGGAGACCAUUUUGGAAACCCAUCCUUAUGACAACCCUGUGGUAACAGUGGUCGCUACUGACAGUGAUAGCAAGACACCACAUAACCAGAUUACAUACUCGAUCACCUCGGGCGGUCUAGGUCAGCAGUACUUCAAGAUCAACUCUCUAGGUCAGAUCACCAUCCAGAGAUCACUGAUUGACGACACAGCUGACACUGGCUUAUACAUUCUUUCUGUCAGUGCCCAGGACCAGGGAGUACCGGUACUUAACAGUAUCAACACAGCAAGUGUUCGAAUAAAUGUAAUCAGGAAUAGAGUUUGUCCAGUUUUCCAGAAUAUUCUGAAAUCUGUGGACAUUUCUCAAAGUCUGUCCCCCCAAACCAUUCUGGAUGUAAAUGCAACAGAUGCAGAUGACUCUACGACGGUGUUCAGCCAGAUCACCUACUCACUAAUUGGUGAUGCCCCAGCAACUUCUUUCUUUUUCAUCAACCCAGCCACAGGAAUGGUCACGACUAAUACCAACUUAUUCAACGAUAAUGGAAUCGUAUAUCAGCUGAGAGUGCAGGCUACAGAUGGAGGCACCCCACCUUGUGAAACUAUGGAUGUAUUUGUUGUCAACGUGAACAGGAACUUGAACUCUCCUGUCUGGGAGAACACACAAAGUCUCAACUACUACGAAUAUAACAUCUUAGAGACCCAGCCUGUAUCUCAACCUUUCUUUACAGUGUCUGCCACUGAUAGUGAUGAGAAGUCCCCUCAUAAUGUGAUCUCCUAUGAGUUUAUUACUAGCACGGACAUAUUCAGGGUGGCUGCAAAUGGACAGGUUUUCCUGCGCUCAAGUCUCAUCCUAGGCAGUGUGGAACAGUAUACUAUUAGGAUGCUUGCUAGGGACAAUGGUACACCAACAAGUCGAUCAAGUGUUGAAGGUACCUUAGUUGUAAAUGUACGCCGCAACAAGUUUACUCCAGAGUUUACUGACCUUCCUAAUGCAAUCAGUCUCAACCAGAAUGUGACUGUCGGCUCAACUGUGUACACCAUCGGAGCCCGUGACAAUGACACAUUCUCACCAUUUAACCAGAUAGAAUACGUCGUCAUUGGUGACAGUGCUGCCUCCUCCUACUUCUCUGUUUCACCCCAAAAUGGAGCAGUGGUAUUAUCAAAUGCCAUUGACACGGACACCACCAACGUUUACAUGUUGCGCGUACGCGUUUUGGACGGAGGCACUCCACGCAAGUUUGCCGACCAGGUCCUGACCAUUGUUGUGAACAGAAACUUGAACAGGCCAAUCAUAUCCAACACAUUUAUCCAAAGAGAAAUACUUGAAAUCCAAAAUGUUGGGGAAGCCUUUUCUACAGUAGUUGCUACAGAUGCUGACAAUAUUAGCCCCAAUGGAGAUGUGCGCUUUUUCCUGAUCACAACCAACACAAAUAUUGACAACUACUUCAGUGUAGAUCCUGUAACUGGCGGAAUAAUGCUGAAGAAAAUGCUCCUAGACUACCCGAACAUAGCCACUAGGUUUAUUGUCAAUUUCCAAGUGAGUGCACGGGAUAUGGGAAGUACGUCACUAACAGCACUGAACCCUGCAACAGUACAGAUUACAGUCGUGAGGAACACCCAGCCAUUAUUUACACAAGAACCUUAUGUGGCAUCUCUUGGCCAGUUUGAUCCCCUAAACACUCUGGUCUACACACCGACUGUACAGAACUUGGACGUUGAUGAUCCGUUCAACCGUCUCAACUUCACGCUGAUUGGAGAUGAUUCUGCACUCCUUUACUUCUCUGUUGACCCCAGUAAUGGCAUCGUUAGGGUUAUCCGUAAUCUCACCUGGAGCACUGCUGGCACCUUCAAGGUGAGGGUCAAUGUGAAAGAUAAUGGAAUUCCGCCAUUGGAGGAUACCACAGCCAUUAGCGUCAGCGUGAAGAGAAACGAGAGAGAUCCAACCUUCCUUCAUUCUACCUCGUUAGCUGUGGACAUCGCAGAGGGGCUUCCUGUCGGCAGUUUUGUGGCAGACAUCAAUGCAACUGAUGCUGAUGUUUUUGCACCCAACAACCUGUUGCGUUAUGAAAUUGUUGCCGGAACCAACAAUGGGGAGAACUUUUUCUUUAUCGAUCCGAGUACUGGAGUGGUAUAUCUCACCCAGAGUGUAGCAAGCGGAGUUAAUCUCUUCGUGCUGACUAUUGUCGCUAUGGAUCAAGGUGUGCCCAUUAAACAGGCGACUGCCACAUUAACUGUCAAUGUCCUGCGAAGCUCGGGCGUUCUGUCCUUCGCACUUCCCGUGUACAAUGUGACUAAAAGCGAAAAUUCACCAAUCAACGACUUUGUGACCCGUGUAGUUGCUUCACCAGGGGUAAGCAUCGAGUACACCCUGACCGGGAGAGAUCCGGGGCCUACUUAUUUCUCCUUGAAUAAGAACAGCGGUGACAUCCUGGUACAACAAGAUCUGAAGACUGACAGCUCCCAACUCACCCAUUACAUUUUGCUUGUGAAGGCUGUGUCUUUUGAUGUGACCACCCAGACAGCUUUUACCACUGUCAAUGUCUUCGUAACGAGGAACGAGUUUCCACCUGUGUUCAACCCAACCUUUUAUCAAACCCCCAUUGAGGAAAAACGUGACCUUGGAACAACUGUUUUGCAAGUCACUGCAAAUGAUGCAGAUAAUGACCAGAUAAAGUUCAGCAUUGUAGAUGGUACCCCGUACACAACCUUCUUCUUUAUAAAUGCUGACUCUGGCGUCAUUACUCUACAAGGUCUCCUUACCUCGACCAAUGUUGCCAACUACUCUUUCAAUGUACAAGCAUCUGACCAAGGUAAUCCUGCCAGGACGAGCCAGGCUCGUGUCCAUGUCAUCGUAUUACGGGACAAUUUCGCGCCAGAAUUCCAAAACACGCCCUAUAGUGCCAUCACCAACGAAAACACUGUGGAUAACACUGUAUUCUACACGAAUAUUUUGGCCACUGAUUCUGACAGGAGGGGACAAAUCAUGUAUGAUGUGAUCCAUGACAGUAUUGCAGCUACCUUCUUUUCUAUCAACAAAACAACCGCUUAUCUGUCUGUCCAGAACCAGAACCUUUUGUUACGAGAUGUACAACAGAAUUAUCAGCUGCACGUGAUCGCGUAUGACAGUGUCUACCCUGAAAACCAAGCUACAGCCACUGUACCUGUAUUUGUGAGCCGCAACGGGAAUGCCCCAGUAUUUAUAAACACUCCGUAUGACCGGACAGUCUACGACCACAUACCACUUGGCUCGCUAAUCGUAGACAUUAACGCAACUGAUGCUGAUGGGGAUGAGAUACGGUUUGAUAUAACUGGUAACAGCCUUGCUCUGGAGUACUACUACAUCAACCCUGUCACUGGACUGAUCACCCUGAAGAAGCUCCUCUCAGAAGGCACUCAGGCGCUAGAUAGGAUCACCAUUAGGGCAUGUGACCAGCGAGUACCACAGCAAUGCACAAGUGUGACUGCGACCAUCAAUAUCAACCGCGACAAUUUCCCACCUUUAUACACUCGUAACAACUACGGCCGCCAGAUAGCACAAGUGGUGCCAGUUGGAGAACUUAUAGACACUGUGGAGGCUACUGAUGCUGAUUUAGAGGAAACAAUUAACUAUGUUGUUGAGGGGACUUAUCCGGCACCUUCCUUCUUUGAUGUUGGUUUGGUUUCGGGUGCUGUAACUGUAAGCAGACUGGUCACCUCGGACAGCUUGCAAACUGGCGUUUAUGAGCUGAGGGUUGCUGCCUUUGACACUUUCUACCCUAACAACCGUGUGGUUACAGUUGUAAGAAUACCAGUCAACAGGAAUCCUGCAGCUCCAGUAUUCACACAGGACUUGUACACUAGGAAUAUUGCAGAGACUUUCCCUCUGGGCACUUCUGUUGUCCAGCUCAAUGCUACUGAUGCUGACAAUGAUAAGCUUGCUUUCUACAUGGAUGCAGCAGCUGAUCAACAAGAUAAGGACUAUUUCUAUGUCAACCCAGAAAAUGGCCUCAUCUCCCUCCGACAAAUUUUGACUUCCUCUAUUUACAAUCAGUUCACAUUUACUGUAACAGUGCGUGAUGUAGGAAACAAGGAGGAUACAGCCAAUGUUAUAAUUACGGUAGAUAGAGACGAGCAGCCUAAUUUUACCAACCUCCCUGCGACCAGGAACAUCCAAGAGACAAACCCGCUGACACAGUCGAUUUUCACUGUCACUGCCAAUGACCAAGACUUGCAGGGACAAAUGGUUUACAAUAUAGUAGGAGAGUACAACUCACCGAAAUUUUUCCGAGUAAACAACUCAACUGGAGAAGUUUUUGUCCAGCUUGACCUUAAAAUGGACAUUGUGGAACAAUAUCUAGUGAUUCUGACAGCCUAUGAUUCUGGCAGCCCAGGGAAGACGGCUACAGGUACUCUGACUGUAAGUGUGGCGCACAAUAUAAACGAGCCAGUCGUCAGCAGUGCUAGUGUCACUGUUUGGGAAUACAUUCCUGUGGGAACCAACAUCGUGAACAUCACAGCCUCAGAUGGAGAUGGCGACACACUACGAUAUGAGCUGUUGUCAACGGGUACUCUGCAGUCAGUUAAGGCACUGGCCUACUUUUCCAUUAAUCCUGAUACCGGCUACCUCAUGGUUACCAGAUUCCUUCAAAGUGAUUCUGAUAGGCCCACACUGUAUCAGAUGAAUGUCAGAGUUCGUGAUCAGAGGUAUCCAUUUGAGAAAUCUAGCAUCGCAUUGGUUAACGUCAAUGUGAAUCGUAACAGCAAUUCUCCAGAAUUCCAAAACACACCGUACAACCUCCAGGGCCUGGAUGAGAACAGUGCUGUUUCCACCUCCGUCAUCACGGUAACUGCUCGGGACUUGGAUAUGCAGGGAUAUAUGGUAUAUCAGGUAGUGGGAGACAACUCUGCACCUUUCUUCUUCCACGUUGAUAGCCGCACAGGAAAUGUGACCGUUCAAAGCAACCUGAAAUAUGAAAUCAACACAGAAUACUUUCUGGUGGUCGAGGCGUAUGACUCCCAGUACCCAGAAGACCGAGCCACAGCCACAGUUACCAUUGGUGUGAUACGUAAUCGCUUUGCUCCCCAGUUUAAUCAGACAUCCUAUUCUGUCACAGUCAACGAAACCAUUGCGAUAGGAGUAUCUAUUUUACAAGUGAUGGCUUCUGAUAACGAUGGCGACACAAUGACCUACACAGCCUUGCCCUCUCAAGCUGACCCCUAUUUCUACCUGGCUCCGUCCACAGGUGUGCUGACCAUCAAAUCCUCCCUGAUGAACGACCCAAAUCGCAGACUCUCUUUCCAGAUGACGGUACAAGCUACAGAUGACCGUCAACCGCUACGUACAACCCUAGUGGGCGUGUCCAUUACUGUCUUGAGGGACCUGUUUACCCCAGACUUUGAACCUAAUGACAAUAAAUACAUUGUGAUAAUCCCAGAGACAACGGAUGUUCUUGACCCUGUUCGAACUAUCCGUGCUACUGAUGCCGAUGUGAAGGGAUCAGUUAAAUACAGGGCUAUUGGUAACUAUCCCGCGCCAUCUUUCUUCUCCGUGAACGAAGACAGUGGACAAAUUUUACUGCAGAAAAGCCUCAUUACUCCAGACGCUGUCCAGUACAGUCAAUUUACGUAUUUGGUUGUGGCCUACGACAGCUUGAGGCCGAACAAUUUGGGUACAGGUACAGUGGAAAUCACCAUUACCCGUAAUUCGAACCCACCAAUCUGGUCGCUUCCAAGCUACACUGCAAAUAUUCGCGAGGAUCAUGCCCCUUUCACAUCUGUCGUCGAUGUUGUAGCCACAGACAAUGACAAUCAUGAUGAUAUUUCCUACUCCAUCGUUGAUGAACAGAUCCAGAGAACAUUGGAUCAGGGUGCAGCUAACUAUUUUUAUAUUGAUACUGAAACUGGACGCUUGUAUCUUAGACAGAGUAUACUAAGCACAGACAUCACACGCUUUGUUCUUGGAGUGCAAGCCUGUGACACUGGAACACCAGUGAGAUGUGCCAACACAUCAGUGACCAUCAACAUCAACAGACAGGGCUUUCCUCCUUUCUUUAGGAACUCUUCUUACUCGGCCGUUAUCAAUGAGGACAAAGCUGUCAACAGCCUUGUUUUAGCAGUAUCUGCCAUAGACAAUUCUCCUCUGGGUCAAGUGGUGUAUGAAGUAGUUGUGCCAGGAAGUGCAUUCUUCUCAUUAAAUUCCACAUCAGGGGAGAUCACUCUAGCUAAGUCUGUUUUUAAUGAGCUCGACAUCACCUACAGAUUCAAGGUCAUGACCUUUGACACUGGUGAAUCCCAGUACAGGGCUACAGCUGAUGUUACAGUGACAGUAAUCCGCAAUGCCUUUAAACCCGAGUUCCUGCUGCGUGACUAUGUUGUCACCGUUGACCAAAAGUCAGACUUUGGUAUAUUGGUCAUCAAUACAACCGCAGUCGACCUUAAUGGGGAUAUUCCUGUGUACAGAAUGACAGGUACUCCGACUGGCCUAGAGUACUUUAGAAUUGACAGAGACACUGGAAAUAUCUUCCUCAACAAACUCUUAACCAACACACCAACUGUCCAAUACAAUUUUACCGUGUAUGCACGUGACCAGCGAAGAGUCAACGAGAAAACCGACUUUGCUAAUGUGGUCAUCAACAUUGACCUGGACGCCAACCCUAUCUUCCUAAAUGCUCCAUACAGUGCUGUGCUUCAGGAGACUCACACAGUCAAUUCACGGGUUUACUUAACCUCAGCUCGGGACACCGAUCUUACUGGUGUCCUUGUGUAUGAAAUCACUGGAGUAUAUCCAGCUAGAGGCUUCUUUGCAAUGAAUAGUUCUUCAGGGGAAGUAACUCUAAUCCGUGACUUGCGUGAGGACUCGAGUAACCUUGUACGCUACACAGUAGAAUUGUCAGUGUACGAUUCUCUAUUUCCGUCCAAGCGUGGAUCAGCAUUUCUGACUGUGACAGUGAUACGAAACCCUAAUGCUCCUCAGUUUAAUACCACAACUAAUUACUACAGACAGCUUAAUGAGUUGGUCAGCAUUGGAACGAGUGUCAUGUCCAUUGGAGCUUCAGACAGUGACCCACUGGAUGUUGUGACCUACAGAAUUGUUUCUUCAAUCAACAAUGGCGACCAGUUCUUCCUUCUUGAUCCUUCCUCAGGACUGCUCAUAACCAAAAAACUGCUGACAGGGGCACUUUUCAACAACACCAUUAUGGUCAUUGAAGCAGCUGAUCAACGAGGACAAUCCAGCACUAUUCAGAUGAUCGUUGACAUCAUACGAAACCCAGCAGAUAAGAGACCAUAUUUCGUUAAUACGCCCUACGAUGCCACGAUAUUCUUCACACAAGACACUGUGACAGAGGUUGAAAGAGUCACUGCAGUAGAUGAUGAUUUACUUUUGCCAUCAAGGAUUAUGUAUGAGAUUGUUGGAAUAUUCCCUGCUCCAAAUCAUUUCCGCAUCGAUGAUUCCACUGGACAAAUAUUUGUGUCACGUGAUCUCAACACUGAUGUCUACAACACACUCGUCUACACACUACGUGUUGAAGCCUAUGAUAUGGCGAACCCUGACUUGAAAGCAGAGACAAAUGUUCCUAUUACGGUCAUCCGCAACCCCGCCUCGCCACAGUUUACAAAUGGUGCACAGUAUACUAUUACCAUCCCAGAGACUUACGGUCCUGGGUCGAUCGUCAUGCCUGUCGAAGCUAUAGACCCUGAUGGGGAUGACGUGAGAUAUAACAUAGUGAAUGAUACAUCUGGAUUUGAAGCCAUGAAGUUCUUCUUUAUCAACGGUGAAACAGGUGUGAUUUCAGUCGUCGGAGAUUUGAAGUCGUCAGCGCCUGUGGCCCAGUAUAGUUUUAAUGUACGAGCCAGAGACCAGGGCACUCCAGAGAAGUUUGGACUGGCAACUGUAACUAUCACCAUUGAGAGAGACAGUUCUAAUCCAGCAUUCCUGUUCCCAAAGAACUAUUCUAUAACCGUUCCAGAGACUGAACCAGUUAACAAUACACAACCUGUAUACAGACUGGUUGCUAGUGACGCAGAUCGCAGGGGAACCCUCCAAUACAUGGUCAGUGGAGAUGGACUGGCGAUGGCCUAUUUCUGGGUAGGGAGUGAUGGCACCGUUUAUGUCCGCAAAGAUUUGAUGACCACUAAUGUAGUCAACUUUGUCAUGACUGUUGCUGUCUAUGAUUCUUACUACCCAAAUAACAAAGAUUCUGCAGUGCUGAAUAUUCGUGUGAUUCGCAACCCUGGGGCACCUGUCUUCAGCUCAAAUGGCCAAUACUCGCAGGCCAUCAAUGAGUACCAUCCAUUUGGAAAAUCAGUAUUGGUUGUGUCAGCCGGCGACAUCGAUAACGAUGUUAUGGCAUUCAGAAUUCUGGGACCAUCAGAGGCCACACAGAAGUUCUACAUUACACCCGAUACAGGCGUCGUGUACCUUUAUAGCCGGCCAGACCCAGUUACUUAUGUUAUGACUAUUGAGGCCAGUGACCAGAGGAAUCCACCCAAAACAACAAAUGCAUCCUUGACUGUUUUUGUUAAUCCAAAUCAGCCUCCUGGAUUCAAUAACAUCCCUGCCACGAUCAAUGUAGCCGAGAGAUCUAGUGUAAAUGUGCGCCUCUUCACUGUGUCUGCCACAGAUGUGGAUUUAAGUGAAACUGGUGGAAAACUGGAAUACAAGCUGAUUGGUGAUGGUGCAGGACCUAGUUUCUUCCAGCUGUCAUCUUCAGGAGAAAUUUCACCACGUGUGAACUUGAGGAAUGACAAUGCACUCAAUUAUGUGCUCCGAGUACAGGUUUACGAUUCUGAGAUUCCCUCCAUGGCCAUCAAUAGUACGGUGACUGUUAACAUGACAAGGAAUCCGAAUCCCCCCGUCUUCUCCUCCAACGGCUUCUACAUAUUCUCCAUCUUAGACACCACUCCGCUAGGUCAAAAGAUUGGCACCAUCUUUGCCUCUGAUGCAGAUAAUGACACAGUACAGUACACCGUGACAUCAGGAGGUGUAGAUUUCUUCUACCUGCUGUCUGGUACGGGAGAAAUAUAUCUUCUGCGGCCAUUAAGAUCAACAGCUCAGAAAUCUUUCACUUUUACGGUGAGAGCUUCAGACCAAAGUACACCUGAAAAAACGGCCAUCGCACAGGUUACCAUUCUGGUAGACAGAGAUGAGCAGGCACCAGUAUUCAAUAAUGCUGAUGAUACGAUUACUAUCGAUGAAACUGAUCCCGUUGACUUCAAUAUUUACACCGCCACAGCGACAGAUGCUGACUUACGGGGAAAUAUGACAUAUGUAGUCACAGGAAAUUACCCAGCACAGACAUUCUUCCGUGUGGAUCACAAUGGUAAUGUCCUUAUAACAAAGGACCUGAAGGAGGAUGGACUGGCAAGGACUACCUAUAUUUUGACCAUUGAGGCCUAUGAUAGUGCUAACCCUGAUGUCCGAGGUACAAUGACUUUGAGGAUUAAUGUGCGACGUAACAUCAACUCUCCCGUGUUCGACCGCCAGCAGUACUUCACCAGUAUCAGUGAGCUGACUUCCAUGGGAGUCCUCAUUUUUAACAUCACAGCUUCGGAUGCUGAUGGGGAUGAGGUUGUGUAUGAUCUCAUUGGGGACAAACAGCCAAAUGGUCAAUCCUUAAAAUAUUUCAGCAUUGAGCGCAAGACAGGUUACAUGUAUCUACGUGAACCACUGACGAGCAGCAGUGUGUCAAGCUUUAGCAUGGUAGUUAGAGCGACUGACUCAGGCAAACCUCCUAAUACCAAAGAUAUAGACGCUGUUGUGAGCGUUCAGAGAAUAACUGCACCAGUAUUUGGCCUACCCCAAUACGACGUGAACCUUAAAGAAAACGUUGGCGUUGGGUAUGAUGUGGUAACUGUGUCUGCUGCCCAUAAUCCAGUACUUCCCCAGGCCGAUAUUCGUUACAUGAUUGUGGGAAUUCCUCCAGCAAAUUUCUACUUUACCGUUGACUCCACUACCGGUGAGAUAACUGUGAACCAGGACCUCCGCGGUGAUCGUACUGCAGUUUACACGCUGACUGUACGUGCCUAUGACAAUAACAACCCUUCAGUGUGGAGCGAAGGUCUUGUUGUUAUCACCAUGGAGAGAAACCCGAACACACCAUUCUUCUCACAGCCACUCUACACUGCCGACGUCCAGGAGGACGACCCAUUAGGCACCAGUGUAAUACAGAUCAUGGCUAAUGAUAACGACAAUGAUACUCUGGAGUACUCCCUUACUGGUAACACACGUUGCCUAGAAGCUUUCUACAUCGUAUCCUCCACUGGCAUCGUGUACCUGAAGGAGAACCAGGAGACCACCAAUGAUCCACAGUACAACUGCCAAGUUGCCGUCACAGAUAAUGGAUAUCCAAAUGCAAAGACUGCUACUACUCAACUUAACAUUGGGGUUGUCCGAGGCCAGCUGCCAUCAUUCAGCUUGGGCACUUACACAGCCAAUGCCCGAGAGAAUGAUGCUGUGGGAACUCAACUGACCACUGUUUUAGCUACAAGGACACCAACGCUGGGUGAUAUCGUUUACGAAACUGUUGGUGUGUACCCUGCCCAGAGCUUCUUUGCUGUGAACAACGUCACUGGGGACAUUACCAUCAUCAAGGACCUGAGAUUGGACGGCCUCAAUCUCCUAAAAUACACGUUGGAAGUUGUAGCCUAUGACACUGGUAAACCAACCCUCAGAAGAACAGGCACAGUUGUCAUAGAUGUAGCAAGGAAUCUGAAUGGCCCAACGUUUUACCCCACGAACCUCCAAGUGGAGGUUCCACAAAGCACAGAUCCUGACUUCUGGUCCCUAGCCCUCAAUGUAUCCGACCCGGAUAGUUCAACUCUGACCUGUUCAGUCAUUGGAAAUGCCAAGGCCCAAGAGUUCUUUAUGGUAGAUAAAGACUGUCGGCUGUCAUUAAAGAAGAGCCUACUCACAGAUCCUGAUGUCACUGAAAUCUAUACAGUACAAAUUGAAGCCACAGACAAUGGAGUGCCUAUCUCCAGGACUGCAAGAUCUACUGUGACUGUGAUUGUUCCCAGAGAUUUGUCCAAUCCUAUUUUCUCUAAUCUGCCCAACGCUAUAUCUAUGGCGGAGGACUCAGCAUUCGGAACACCUGUAUAUGAUGUGACGGCUACCGACCAGGACAGAAGAGGCAAUAUGACAUACAAGCUAGUGGGAGAGUUCCCAGCACAGACAUUCUUCAAGAUGGACCCUCUAACAGGAGAAAUAACCGUCCUCAAUGUACCGAAGUCCGACUCCCAGGAGACUAUGGAGUAUACACUACGAGUUGAAGUAUAUGACAGUUAUUGGCCUAACAACAAAGUCUAUGGCGAACUGAAAGUGAGAAUUGAUCGUAAUCCUACAGGCCCCAUCUUCAACCCAAGGACAUAUACAGAUGUUGUGCGUGCAAAUGUUGACUUGGGCACAGUAUUGUUCCAGUUGUCAGCCACUGAUGCUGAUGGGGACCGGUUGAUUUACACCUCCGAUAUGAGUGCUGUUGACCAGGAGUACUUCUCUCUCAGUCGAGACAGUGGAGCCAUCAUCCUGUAUAAGUCCCUCGAAACCGUCGGCACACCAAGCAGAUUUGAUUUCAAUGUGUUUGUGUCUGAUUCCCGCAAUCCUGUCAAGAAUGACACAGCCUCUGUGGUUCUUUCUGUGACCCAGUUAGCAGGACCUCCAAUAUUCACAAGUGUUAACUAUGAAGUGAUAAUCCCGAUUACCCAGGGUAUCAACACGGUUGCUACGAGUGUCAUCGCUUCUGAUUCAGAUCUUCAGGGCGCUAUCCGAUACGAGGUGAAAGGCUUCUUACCCGGAACUGAAUAUUUCCGAUUAGAUUCAACAACUGGUGUCAUUUAUGUGCAGAAGGACCUGCACCUCAACACCAACCUCUUCCCCAACUACUUCUUACUCAUUGAAGCCUAUGACACCAAGGAACCAGAGGCAGUAAGCAGAGCCACAGUUACAAUUAAGAUCAACAGAAAUGUAUUCCCUCCAGUUAUAGCACCGUUGUCCUACACGGCGUUUGCUAAUGACUACGAUCCCAAUGGAAAAGUCAUCUUGGAUAUCAACGCCACAGACUCUGACACAACGAUGCCUGAGAACAAUUUGUUCUACUCCCUGGAGGAUGGUAGGGCUGCCAACGACUACUUCUCCAUCUCGCCCUUCACCGGUGUUAUCACCGUAUCGAACCUGAUUUCUUCUGACCCAGCUAAACCAUUAGACUACAUCUUGCGUGUUAUUGUGAGAGAUACAAGUGCUACACCUAAAAUGGCGACAGCUACAGUGACUGUGAACAUCAACCGUAACGACCCUCCAUCCUUUGUUAGCCCUCUAGGGUAUAGUGUUGAGGUAUCUGAGGCCAUAGCUAUAUUCAGCAACAUCAUCACUGUUAGUGCAACAGACCCAGAUCCUGUGACCUCAUUCAACAGUAAGUUGAAUUACUACUUUGUGGGACCAGAGGAGGCCAGUAAACGCUUCCAGAUCAACAGUACUAGUGGCUCCAUCUCAGCCAGAGUUAGUCUGUCUUCAGAACCUCAGGAUGUUUGGCAGUUCACUGUUGGAGUACGUGACCAAGGAAAUCCUUCCAUGUCUGCUACAGUACCAGUUACCAUAACGAUUGGUCGUGUUGGAAAGAUUCGUUUCAGUCAGUCAGAAUACUUUGUGGUAUACCCAGAGUCCUACCCUGUCAAUAGCACGAUCGUUGUAGUAAAUGCCACAGACCCAUUAGCUGGUAGCACUAUUGUGUACGAGAUUCGUGGGGAUGGAUUGGCAAGAGACCAUUUUGUCAUCAACAAUGCUACAGGCCAGAUUACUCUCAGCAAGGCAUUCACAGAAGAUGACAGCUUAACAAAUAUGUACACUAUCCGAGUAUAUGGAUACCGAUUGAACGAUCCGUCUGAGUUUGACUUUGCCCUUGUAAGAGUUCAGGUGAACCGUAACCCGAACACACCAUUAUUCAACCAUGGAGAUCUCACUUUCACAAUCAAUGAAAAUGCUGACCUCAACUACAUUGUUGGAAAUGUAUCAGCUACGGAUCAAGAUCAGGGCGACAAUGGCAAGAUUGUAUACUUCUUCAGUCAGCAAGAAAGUCAGCCGAUCUACAGUGGAGAUUACUUCUACAUCAAUCCUUCAUCCGGCCUCAUCCUGGUCAUCGGAAACCUGCGUUCCGACCCCACAACUCAGAGCUAUACAAUGUUUGUAGUUGCUAAAGAUAGUGGUGUGCCAAGUCGUCAAAAUAAGGUCAAGGUCACUAUCAUUGUGACGAGGAACCCCCAUGCUCCAGAGUUUGCACAGACUAACUAUGAGGAAACCAUUGAUGAGAAUGUGUUAGUUGGUCAUAACAUACUCCAGAUCCUAGCUACAGAUGCUGACAAUGAUCCAAUUGUAUACAGCAUCGUCCCGAACCUUCCUUCAACCCUCUACUUCAAUGUCAAUCCCACAACUGGUGUUAUAACUACUUCCCGCAUACUUUACCGCGAGCAAGUGGAAAGAUACAUUAUAAAUGUCCUUGCCACAGACCAAAGUGCUUCACCUUUAGCUGGAACUGCCACCGUGACUAUCAAUAUAAACAGGAAUGCCAACCCACCUGUAUUUGGACAACAGUCACACAGUGUAUCAAUAUCGGAAUACCAUGAUAUUGACACGGAUGUUAUUCAGGUCACAGCCACAGACAACGACAACAUAAACAGUACCAGUGGUAUCCUACGAUACGGUAUAGAGACUGUCAACUCAUACUUCACCAUCACCAGGACGACUGGAAUCAUCCUACUGGCACAACCACUGACAACUGAUUUAGCUGACAAUGAGUACAUUUUGACAGUAGUGGCCUCGGAUACCUCUAACAACCCUAAGUCUGCCUCAACCACUGUCACCGUCAGUAUUGUCCGUAACACGUAUGCACCAGAAUUUUCCUCGAAUGUGUACCAAGUGAGUGCAACAGAUACGGACAGGGCUGGCACACCUCUGAUCACAGUAACUGCAACUGAUGCUGAUUCUCAAGUACCUCUCAGCGCUGGUACGAAAAAUGCCCAGUUUACAUACAGUGUAUUAGGAAAUGCUGCCUCCUUCGCGCGAUAUGUGGGUGUAUCGGACAAUGGAGAGGUGUACAUAAAACAGUCCCUUUACAUUCCAAAUAACAUCAGUCCAAUCACGGUCCAGAUUCAGGCUUGUGAUGAAAGCUGGAAACCCAAGUGUAGCGAUCCCAGUGCCAACAUUGUCAUCAACAUCACAUACCAGGACAGAGCUGAUGGCAGGAUUGGCUUCAAACAACCAGUAUACUAUCUGCAACUUAGGGAGAACAUAGAUGUUGACCAGGUGAUCUUGUUGAUGGACGUAGAGUACCAAGCCUCACAGACAGCUCAGUGUAACAUACUAGGCGAUCUCACAGGCCUUCCUUUCUCCAUCGCCCCAGACCAGUUCCAGAAGAACUGCGGACUCAAGCUUAUUGAACCAGGCUUCGACUACGAAGUUACUAAGCAUUAUAAUGUAACAGUACAAGUGGCCGAGGGUGCUGUCGGUCGUAAAAAGAGACAGAUCUUCAUUCAAAACACCCACCCAAUAGCUUCAGUAAUCAUUGAUGUGCUGGACGUCAACGACAACUCUCCCAUCUUCCAGUACGAUGAACCACACAUUUAUCCACUUCAAAGUAACAGUCUGGGCACAGAAAACCGAUACUUUGGUGCCAUUUCUUACAACGUCCGCGCAGAUGCUUCUGUUAUGAGAGUUCAUGCAACUGAUGAAGAUUCAGAACUUUUGGGACUUGUAAGAUACUCUAUGGAUGAACGGACAUCCGAGCCACUAAACCCGCCAUUCCUUCUGAAUACUGUGGAUGGAACAUUUACAACCAGUACAGAGUUCUCCGCUGAAACACUGGCUGCAAAAACUUACAAAAUUCCAAUACUGGCAACAGACAUGGCCCCAAGAAUUGAUGAACGAAAGGUCACUCAGUCGACAGCCUAUAUUAACAUCAUCUACCACUACAACCGUUUUGUACUAGUACUUUACAACAUGAUCCCAGAAGAUGCAGCAGCUAAAAAGGCAGUGAUUCGCAGAGCUAUUCAAGAUGAAUUCCAGAAAGUGUGUAUCAUAGAAAGAAUUGAACGUCGUAGAAACCUUGAUGCAAUUGACGAUCUCAGCAUCGAUGAUGCAGGUACCGACGUAAUAUUUGUAUUAGGAGAGCCGAGGACACCAUACAAUCUGAUCAACAACACAAGGAUGCCAGAAGUGUUUACUGCUGAUAAAACUACAAACCUCAAUAACCGGCUACAGGCUGACACAUCACUUAGUGUAGAGAAAAUACGUCUGCCAUACGCUAACGCCAAUGUGUACCAGACUCGUCUCACUAAGUCUUACGUUUGGUGGAUCGACGACCCAUGGGCAGCACUUGUCGCCCUGGCAGCCAUCAUUAUCCUACUAUGUAUCGUUGGAAUCAUUGUCCUAGUGUUCACACAUUCCAGAUACACCAAGUACAUCAACCAGUAUCGUAUCUACCAGGCUAGCUAUGACCAGCCUGACUUCAUGGAGCCUCCAAGUUUCCUGCGGGAGUAUGAGACACAGAGUCUGAAUAUGUAUGUGCCUCCCGAUGAGGCUAUACAUAAUAUGGAUAUUGUCAAUCUUAAUCUCGGAGAGGAAGUGAACAUCGAACCUCACGACGAUGACCAAAUUAGAUCACCAGCAGCUGUCAACCCCAUAUUUGUGCAUGAUGAUGGAACCACCCAGCAUGGAAUAGGAGUUGCCGAGGGCACCACUAUGUUGUAAAUCCACACACACAAUCCUCAUUCAAGAAAAGUUCAUCAGAAGGUGUUCAAUAACUAUCCUGCCAAACUAGAACAUUUAAAGGCAAAACCGCGCUGUAAAACAAAGACUUUUCAACGCAAAAGAGUUCCAUGGAAUGAGAUAGCAAUUUCAUCUGAAAAAUAAAUAUCACUGUACACAACUAUUUGCCGCCACAGUUUUUGCUAGCCUUGCCAUAUACUCAGACUUCUAUAAAUAUUUGAUCGUUAAUAUUGAGUGAUUUAGCACCGAACAGGUGGUAACUGCGGCAGUGACUUCCAUCCAAUGAAUGUUCUCCCACGUGACAGUGAUAACAAAAUGGAGGAGAAUAUAACACUCAUGUCUCUAUCUAUGCAUGUUUUUAUACAAUGAAGAAUUUCAACUUCCAGAAGUUAAAGAGUGACGAGUGGUUAAAACAAUUUGUGUAUGAAAUAUUUGGUGUGAAUGUGUUGUUUCUGCCUACUCUGAUCUCGUUCUAACUACCAUAUUACAGAUGUAAUGAAAAUCCUUUUUCAUUCAUUUCAAAUUUAAACUUAAAAAAAAUUUUAAGAAAAAAAUGUUCCUGUUUUCAAAGAGUUAUGUAAAGAGAUCAGAAGUAUGGAGACUGAAUGAUUGUGUCAAAGUCACUGAUGGGAUGUACAAGGGGGGUAUAAUUAUAUAUAUGUAAUCAUACAAACAUAGUUCUGCUUUACGUCAAUAACAAAACCAAUUUGCUAGUUUGAAAAAAGGUUUUUUUUUUAAAGUUUAUAUUCAAAUUUCAUGAUAUUUACCUGUUUAUCACAUUGCUUUUGUUAUGAAUAGAAAAUGCUUUGUUCUAGUAAAAAUACAAAUUUUAAGAUCGUUGAAUUUUGCUUUACAUUUUCAUUUGGAAUAUUUAAAUAGUGCUAUGUUGAAUGGACUUCUAUAAUUACCAAAACGUUACUCUGGGUUUUACGAUUUUGUUGUGAUAUAUAUAUAGAACAUAUUUUUGUAUUUUAAUGGAAUUUUUGCGUACAGAUAUGGAGGUGGUUAUGUGUCUCCAUGUUUCUGUACAUGUCUCCCUAUACAUAUCAUUACCUGUUUCCUUGUUAUAUCUAUAUUAACAUUCCACAUUUUAAAUAAGUGUCACCAGAUUCUUAUGGUAGAACGUCUAAAUUCUUUAUUAUCUGCGAGUGAUGCAAGAAAGUAAGGAAUUACCAUUAUAUGAAAUUUUGUAUUUUUUAUAGAAAAAAAACUACCAAUAAAAUGUAAUAUAUUU